GGGCUCUCCUGGGCCUUUCGGGCUCCUUUCAGAGUCUCUGGAUCCCUUCUCUCCUGCGUAGAAGCCCCGCUGGGCGGUAGGGGACGCCCCGGUUCACGUUUGGGGCGGGCUGGGGUGUCUGGGGCUGAGGGACCGGUGAGGGAAGCGGCCUGUCCUCCUCCGUGGGCUCAGAGGGAGAUACCGCUGUUUUCAGAACAUGGAUUCCCAGAAGGAUGUUCAACCUCCAAAGCAGCAGCCAAUGAUUUACAUUUGUGGAGAAUGUCAUACAGAAAAUGAAAUAAAGGCAAGAGAUCCCAUCAGAUGCAGAGAAUGUGGCUACAGAAUAAUGUACAAGAAACGGACAAAAAGAUUGGUGGUUUUUGAUGCCCGAUGAUUUCUGCUGAAGAUACAGUGACUUUAUGCUGGAGUUCAAUCUUUCUGAUAACUUUGCUCUGUAAAUCCAUUGAUGUAUAAAUGCACGCUCUUAUUUGUGUUUUAAGAUAUUGAAAUAUUAAAUUUUACUGUGAUACUAAA
Molecule: messenger RNA, 513 nt
Organism: Calidris pugnax (ruff)
Lineage: Eukaryota; Metazoa; Chordata; Aves; Charadriiformes; Scolopacidae
Gene: POLR2K
Product: polymerase (RNA) II (DNA directed) polypeptide K, 7.0kDa
Exons: 4
Coding region: 197-373 (58 amino acids)
Biological process (GO): DNA-templated transcription
Cellular component (GO): RNA polymerase I complex; RNA polymerase III complex; RNA polymerase II, core complex
Molecular function (GO): zinc ion binding; DNA binding; DNA-directed RNA polymerase activity
Source: RefSeq, a predicted model, not a curated record